AGUCUACUAACAGGAAUACAGAGUGAUGACCAAGUUCUAGUUGAACACGACCGUAGUCUUUUAAAAUCCAAUAGAUAUGCGUCCAAAUACACUCAUCAAUUUUUUUAACAAAAUUAUUUGCAAAAGAAAAUAAUUCUGUGUUCAAGUCUGUAAUGGAUGAUCUGGCCGAGUCUACUACUCUUCUUCCUCCUUUGCUAGCUGAUGUUCAUGAUAUGGACCUCGAAGCAGGUUCUUCGGUACAUAUUCUCUGUCGAAUUUGCCUUGAGAGUCAAGGCGAGGAUUUGAUUGCUCCUUGCAAGUGCAAAGGGACUUCAAAGUAUGUUCACCGCGAUUGUCUUGAUCAUUGGCGUGCUGUGAAGGAAGGAUUUGCAUUUGCUCAUUGUACAACGUGCAAGAGUCCGUAUCGUUUGAGACUUAAUGUUCUUGCUGAUAGGAAAUGGAGGACCUUGAAAUUCCGAUUCUUUGUUACCAGAGACAUUUUGUUUAUCUUUCUCUCUGUUCAACUUGUGAUUUCUUCGUUGGCAUAUUUGGUGUACGUAGUCGAUGGAUACCAGAAGUUCUGGCUCCGUCUUGAGUGGGGAUCUGAAAGUGCAGCUAGUUUCUACUACACAUGUGGAGCCCUAUUGUUUUUCGCACUUGUGGGACUGUCUGGAUGCUUGAUAACCUGGUAUGAUCCAAGUGUGCAGGAUGAUCUGGCUCAACCAUGCAAGGAAUUAUGCCUUUGUUGCUGCCAGAGCGGGAUCUGUGCGGAGUCUGUAAACUGCCAUUUGCCAGGUCCCCUUUGUACAGGAACUGAGUCUGGCUGUACUACAUGCUUCGAAAGUGAAUGUGAUUGCGCGAGUGGUGGUGGUGGUGAAUCUGGGUUACCAUUAGUAUUGACAAUGGCUUUGAUUGUGCUGGUAGUGUUUGCAGUGAUAGGCAUAUUCUACAGCGUAUUGGUGGCUACAAUGGUUGCGCAAAGAAUCUGGCAGCGACAUUACCAUAUACUGGCAAAAAUGUCCCUAACGAAAGAAUACAUAGUUGAAGAUGUUGACGAUGAAAUGGGAGGAUCUCCGCCAGCUCUCCCACCCGAGCAUGUUCAACAACUGGAAACACUAGGUCUUCUGUGAAAUUGGUGAAUGUCUGCUUGUGGAGAGGAUGGGAAAAAGUUU
This is a messenger RNA of Daucus carota subsp. sativus, 1151 nucleotides long. RefSeq lists its product as uncharacterized. The transcript has 7 exons. Lineage: Eukaryota; Viridiplantae; Streptophyta; Magnoliopsida; Apiales; Apiaceae. Gene Ontology annotation, molecular function: zinc ion binding. Bases 153 to 1109 code for a protein of 318 amino acids. The record is from RefSeq and is a predicted model, not a curated record.